Molecule: messenger RNA, 1900 nt
Organism: Acaromyces ingoldii
Lineage: Eukaryota; Fungi; Basidiomycota; Exobasidiomycetes; Exobasidiales; Cryptobasidiaceae
Product: diphthamide biosynthesis protein
Exons: 1
Coding region: 29-1735 (568 amino acids)
Biological process (GO): protein histidyl modification to diphthamide
Molecular function (GO): 2-(3-amino-3-carboxypropyl)histidine synthase activity
Source: RefSeq, a predicted model, not a curated record
GAAAGAACAACGAGGAGCAGCAGGUGUGAUGACGACAGCCCCGCCGCUGUCUGCGCCCGAUGCGGCCAUCAUCAACCAUGUCGUUCCGCUGGAUGAGACGGUGCUGAACAGCACCUCGAGAGCCUCUGGUAUCUCCAUUACGGAGCUCUACGAUCUCAAUUCAGUCGUCGAGACGAUCGUCCCAGCAGCUGCAAGUGAGCCAAGAUUCCGUCGAGUAGCGCUCCAAUUGCCCGAUGAGCUCCUGUGCGACGCGAGUGCGAUCUUUUGGGAGCUCCAGCGACGCAUCAAACAGGCUUUGUCAGCCUCGACCUCUUCGAACCUGGCUCGUUCACCCGAAUUAUUUGUCUUGGCCGACACGUCUUAUGGGAAUUGUUGCGUCGACGAAGUCGCUGCGAGCCACGUCGAUGCAGAUCUCGUUGUCCAUUUCGGCCAUGCCUGUCUGAGCCCUACAGCAAGGCUGCCUGUCCUGUACGUCUUCAGCAGGCUACCGAUUGACGUCCGACAUGCGGCCAAGGAACUCAUGCGGGCUGUUGAGGAAGAGGAGGGAAGCAAGAACGUGGUAUUGAUGUAUGAUAUCGCUUACGAGCAUGCGGCGCCUGAAGUCUUUGAGCUUUUGCGCUGUGGAAAGGAGCCGGCCGACCGAUUCGUGCUGGCAAUGCUCGACAAGCACUCAAAUUUUACGAGGCAUGCUUCCCCAAACCCGACCGGAUGGGGAGGGGACGGGGUCUUGGAAGAGGGAAUGGAGCGCAUCAAGCUCGAGGAGAGGAACUGUGGUCAUGAUGGUUGCAGCACAGACAGAUGCGCUUCGUCUUUGCACUCAGCGACAUCAAGUAGCUCACCGUCAAAUCACAAAUUUAUCCUUCCUCCUCAUAUCGACGUCUCCCACUCUCUGGUCCUCUAUCUAGGCGGAGAAUCCCUUGCCUUGACCAACCUCCUUCUCCACCUGGGGCCCUCGACUUCAGUUCAUAGCUACGAUCCGUUGCAGGACCGCCUUCGCGUAGAAACCGGCGCAACGAAUAAACUCCUUAUGCGCCGCUACGCCGCUGUACAAAGGGCCCGUGAUGCCUCGGUGGUCGCUCUCGUCGUGGGCACAUUGGGCGUCCAUUCCUAUCUUCCUCUGCUCGCCUCCCUCAAAGAGCUUCUGACGAAGAAGCACGGCCGCAAAGUGUACACAAUCUCCGUUGGGAAGCUCUCUCCGGCCAAGUUGGCCAACUUUCAAGAGGUCGACAUCUUCGUCCUCGUUGCAUGUCCAGAGAAUUCGUUAGUCGAGCUCAAAGGGACUGGGAAGGACUAUUACAAGCCUAUUGUGACGCCUUGGGAGAUGCAGAUUGCGCUGGACGGCGGGAGAGGCUGGUCGGGCGAGUACAUCCUGGAGCUGGGCAAGGUCCUCGAGGAGGGUGAGAGGCAAAAGCAAGGAGCUGACGACGCAGAGGGAGAAGACGAGCCGCACUUCUCUCUCGUCACUGGGGGCUUCGUCUCUCGGCGACAUCGACCAAACAUGGAAGGGGAGAGCGAAGAGCAGCAGGCAGGAACCGUCGCACUUCGGUCGAACGAUGGGAUUGUAACGAAGAUCAUGGACAGCGCCGGUGGGGCGCAUGUAGCUGGCCGGUCGUGGAGAGGUCUCGAGCAGAGGCUGGGCAUGGAUGAGCCCGCGAAGCUGGAAGUCGGACGGGCGGGUAUCGCACAGGGGUACGCCGAUGGCGAUGAGGCUCGUCACGAAGGGGCGACCAAUUGAGAAGCAGCACGAUAUGCCUCCCAUCCGUCCAUUCUCUUGCAUUCAUCGCGGUCGACGACCAAGCACCCGACAACAUCUGCAUUGUAACACUAAUCCCAUUCAAAGAAAGCUUGAUUGACUUGCUCGAGAGGGAAGGAAGAGGCUGAUUUACUAUUACAAGAUGUG